ACGGGAACCUCGGCGGUGCUGGCGCGGUGGGGGCUCAGGUGAGGCGGCAGGUUUGUUGGGAAACAGUUGCAGUGUCGGUGAGGAAUUGGCAGCUAAACCGCAAACCUCGGGGGUUUGGUGUUCCCUGAGGAAGAUGCAGAGGGACUCCUGUGUGCCUGUUGAGCUGAUCGGGGGUGUGGAAUAACCUCUGCAUGGCCCAGUUUGGAGCAGGCUGAUAAGGCUCCUUGUUUCUUAGCAACCCCAGCUCUGCCACAGCCAGGAACCUGCCCUUCUGCAGCUGCAGGGGAGAAUUCUGAAUGUCUCAAAAUCAAAUCUCCAACCAAGACCUGUGUCUUUCCUGGGCAUGGAGGUGCCAUAUGUCCUUCUCCUAACACGGCUGGUGGCAGAAGUUGCCAGCAAAUCCACGGAAAGUUCGGUUGCAGAAUCAGAAUGCUGUGUGGAUAUGUUGGAUUCCAACAGUUCCUGUCCAGCCACCAACCAGUGCAGCCCAGGUUGUUACAGGAGAUGGAAUGAGGAUGGAAGCAGCAGCUGCAUUAAAUGCAAAAAUGAAACCCUGCCUGUUUUCUCUGUUUACAACCUGACUGAGUGCAGAAAUACUGGUAGCAGAGGGAUGAAUUUCCAAAUGAACAUAAGCACUGUAACUCCUUUCUUACAGAACAUAGGGGGCCCAGAAGUGGCAGCUUCUCUCAUCCUGGGGACAUUUUUCAUCAGUUUGUUCCUGAUUCUCUCUGUUGCUUCCUUCUUCUACCUCAAACGUGCCAAUAAACUUCCUAACAUUUUCUACAGAAGGAACAAAGCAUCUGUUCUCCAGCCUAGUGAAACAGCAUCCAUGAUACCUCCCCCAGCUUCUUCAGUCCGGAAGCCGCGAUACGUCCGCCGGGAACGGUCCCUGGUCACCUCCAGCUCCGCUGCCAUCAUCUCCUCCUCUGACACCAGGGUCAGCAAUGUUUAACCUUCACUCCUGACAGAGGACUGGGAGCGUUCAUGGUGUCAAAGAACCUUUCUCUGAACCCACUGAAGUGCCAGGGAAACGUUGCAAGCAGCUGACCCCGAACAGAAACCAAACUACCGCGGGCGAGGGUUUGUGCCAAAUGUCCUCCCGGGGAUGAAGUGCUGGAGGUGACACCCCUGUUGUAGGAACUCCUCUGCAAUGCACUAUUCCAGCUCUGGGGGCUCCUUUCUCUCCUGCAGGUGCUGUGUUUGAAAUCUGUAAAGAAUCUGCCUUUCUUUGGAACUCUCUCUGUCCUUGGCGAGCUCUCCCUCCCCGUGUUGUGACAGUGUCCCUGUGUCCCCAGGGCUGACUGGCUCCACAAAAUCCCGGGAAUGCUCCAGGCUGUGGACUUGAGGAAGGGAGCCACUUGUGAGUGGGAACACUGGAGUGCCACUGCUUUAACAGCACAACAAUAAUUAACGUGCAGAAUCCUUGGGAAGCAGGAAAUGAUGCCUGUGGAGCAUCCUGUGCCACAGCUGACCCUGGGGUUUAACCGUGACUAUUGACCCACCCUCCUGCCACUGCUGCUCCUGGUGCUUUGGAAGGCCAUGCUCAAUAUGGGUCCAAUCCCAAGGGUGGGAAUUUCUUGGGGGGGAAGUUUUUCUCGAUUGGGUUCAGCUCAAUCCUGGGAUAAGGAGCUGUUUGCUGGGGCUUUGCAGCUGAGAGGCUGCACAGUCUGUCCCCUGCUGGCUGGGCCACCUGGGAGAGCAAAAUUCCUGUCAGGCACGUCAGUGAGGGGUGGGAUGAACUGGAGAGGUCAGGGGGACUCCUGCCAAUGCAAUAAGGGCUUUCUUUGGUCAGGCCCUUCACUAACACACCUGAAAUCUGCAGGCCAGCACCUUAGGACAGAGCUCAGCAGGGAUUUCCUUCUUCAAACACCAGCCUAAAACCCCCACACACCCUGGAUAUUGUCCCUGCCCUCUCUGUGUGCCUGAGGAGUCGCUCCCUCAGGGAAUUAGAGGAGCUGUAAAAUCACUUUUUUUCCUGCCUAGAUUCUCCUUCCCCAGUUCUUUUCCUGGCAGGGGUGACUCUGUUGCCAUGUGAACCCAUACUGGGCAUACUGGGACGGGCCUGAGAGUGGGUGACUGGGAAAAUCAGUGGGAAAAAAAGAGGUUGCUGAAGUGGUGGAAGUGUCACUGUCACCUUCUGUGAAUUCUAUCUAUGCAUCCCCACCUACCUGUGUUGCUGUUGCCUCUUUUGGUUGAGCUGCCACUCCACUCUGGCUCUGUGCUCCUAAAAUAAAUCCUUUGGAAGCUUUUCCUCAGCAUCCACUGGCAGGAAUGAGGAACUGGAACAGUUGGUUCUCCUUUUUUCAGGAAAAUGAGGAUAAAACUGCCUUGAUCUGACAGUGUCACCCAUAUGGAGGGCCCAGAACUUGUGUCAUCCACAUUCCCUCUUCUCUGGGGUUAAAAGCUUCUUCAAAGAGGACAACUGGGAUGGGAGGAGAUAAAUUUAUCUCCUUGAGUAGAGCCAUUUUCUGGAAGUUGCAGUGCAGUUGUAUUUUUGCUCCCUCACAGGUGGUGAGAUCCUUGUAAAAAUCUACAGGGGCUUUAAAAAGAAAAUCAUGAAGAGGUUCCUGUGCCAAAAACAACCAAACAAACAACAAAAAAACCCUGAAACUUCACAUUGAUGAUAAAUAAAAUUAUUGAUCUACCAGACAGGCAAUGCCAGUUUUCAGCUUUCCAGGGGAAAUGUGCUUUAUUUGGGAUGCUCCCAAGCUCCUGAGCUUCGGGAGGUGGCACUUUCGUCGCUCUCACUUCCAUGUCUUUUUGUCUUCGUGCUGCUGAGAUUUUUCCCACAGGCAGAAAUCAUGUCUGGAGCUUUUCCCUGAGCUGACUUGCUGAGUGUGUUCCUGACUGCUGAGGAAAAGGAGUAACUAUGCAAAUAAAUGCCAAGAAACUGCACCUUUGGAAAGCAGGGAGUUUGUAUUUGUGACCCUGUCCGUGGCAGUGCAUUCUUGUGUUGCUCAGUUGCUAAUAUAUUGUCCUUUUUUUGACCCAGAAAUUACUGAAGGAUCAGGUCACUGGAGUGUCUGAACCCUCUUGAUCCCUCGAGUGCACGUUGUAACUUGGUUUAAUGUCCAGUAUCUAAAGCUCUAACUCUGUGCAGUCGAGUUUUUCUCGGUGACAACACCUCUCUCACACCCAGCAGACUUUUAACUACAGCAGAGAUUUGUACUAUUUUCUGUGUUUCUGGUUUUGUUGCUGUCUAACCCAGUGAAUUCCUGGUCUAAGCAGUUUGUUUGCACUGUCAAAUUAAAUAUCUUAACGUGGUGGUUUGGUCCCCCCCUCCCCAUCUCCCUUGAAGAUAAUAAUGCACACCUAGAUAUGUUUUAAAAAAAAAAAAAUUUGGCUUUAACGAUCCCUGAUAUUUAAUGUAUUUGUAUAUUUUUUAACUGUGUGCCAAAAUAAACAUAUUUGAGCUUUCUUUUUCUUUUAA
Myiozetetes cayanensis is the source of this 3430-nucleotide messenger RNA. RefSeq names its product chromosome unknown C1orf159 homolog (gene CUNH1orf159). The transcript is spliced from 11 exons. The coding region runs from base 344 to 952 and encodes 202 amino acids. Lineage: Eukaryota; Metazoa; Chordata; Aves; Passeriformes; Tyrannidae. The record is from RefSeq and is a predicted model, not a curated record.